UAGAUGCCCGCAGGGGAGAGGACAACUCCAGCUGAACUGAUGCGUCUCGGCACCUGAUACCAGGCUCAGGUUCUGACAUGAAGAAAGAUAUAGAGUCUUUAAUAGCCCAGGAAAAAGCAGAGAUUGUUGCCAAGUAUGAGAAGGGCAGGCAGGAAGGAGCUCAGAUUGACCCCUGGGAAGAUGCCGAUUUCACGCUGUAUAAAGUUACAGACCGGUUUGGAUUCUUGCAUGAGCAGGAGCUGCCGACCCGCACGGCCUUGGAGGAGAAGCAAAAACAGCAGGAAAUCGAACGUGUGGACAAGUGGCUGAAGAUGCUGAAGAAAUGGGGCAAAUACAGAAACAGUGACAAGAUGUGCCGGCGAGUGUACAAAGGGAUCCCACUUCAGGUGCGAGGCCAGGUCUGGUCGCUUCUGCUGGAUGUUGAGAAGAUGAAGAAGGAGAAUGAAGGAAAAUACGAGCAAAUGAAAGAACAAGCAAAGAGCUGUUCAUCAGAAAUCAAGCAGAUUGAUUUGGACGUUAACCGCACCUUCCGAAACCACAUCAUGUUUCGGGAUCGCUAUGGAGUGAAGCAACAGGCACUCUUCCAUGUCCUGUCAGCAUACUCGGUUUAUAACACUGAAGUGAGCUACUGCCAAGGGAUGAGCCAGAUCGCAGCCAUCCUCCUGAUGUACUUAAACGAAGAGGAUGCAUUUUGGGCACUGGCACAACUGCUGACCAACCAGCGGCAUGCCAUGCAUGGUUUUUUCAUUCCUGGGUUCCCGAAGUUGCAGAGAUUUCAAGCUCACCACGAGCAGAUAUUAAGCAAACUGUUUCCCAAACUGAAGAAACACAUGGACAAGGAGCAGAUGACUACGGGGAUUUACACGACCAAGUGGUUCCUGCAGUGUUUCAUUGACCGGACCCCCUUCACCCUCACCUUGCGGCUGUGGGAUAUCUACAUCCUGGAAGGAGAGCGGGUGCUGACAGCCAUGGCUUACACCAUCCUCAAACUGCACAAAAAGCGCUUGCUGAAGAUGACACUGGAAGAUUUACGGGAAUUUCUGCAGGAGAAAAUUGCUGCUUCCCUGCAAUACGAGGAUGAUGCCGUCAUCGAGCAACUGCAGGUGUCGAUGACCGAACUGCGCAAGAUGAAAUUUGACCUCCCCCCACCAGCAAAGCCUGAGGAGUUCCCGCGGAAACCUCUGGGCCUGGAGCUCUCCCUCAACCCAGUAGCAAUGAAGGGCAACAUGGCGGCCAACGGCCAGAACGGNNGGGUGGGCGAGCACCCUCUGGAGAGGGAGCCCCAUCAACACAGAGGUCCUGGGGCUCCAGGAGGAACAACAGAGGUGAGGACUCCCACCCUCCAGGGCAGUGAAGCAGCUGAAGCAAUGGACAUCCACCUGCAUCCUCCUGGCAGGGGGCUGCUGGGAGAGGAGGGACAGGUGGAGCCCACUGGCGAUGGGCAGCCGCCAUGUCUUCUGAAGGCAAGAGAACAAGCAUCUUCCCUCUGCAGAGAGAAAGCGCUCAAUGUACCCCCUCAUCCUCUGCCGGGCGGCUGGCAGCGGCUCUCUGGCGCAUCGCAGCACGAUGGCUCCCCUGAGAGCGAGCACGGGAAGGAGACGGCCGAGAAGCGCUGCAGAGCGGCGCUGCUGGACAAAACAGACUUGAAGUGCUUGGCAUCCAAAGCUGCAUCCACGGGGGAGCUUGCCAGCCUGCAGCAGAACAGGCCAGGGAGUGCCACCAGCACCACGCACUGGCCGGAGGGCUUGGGCGCGCUGCCUGCAUACGGGCUGGCGGGCGGCAGCGUGCCCAUCUUAUCCGGCACCGAGUCGGAGGCAGCGGGGCUGCGUGAGGGCUGCCCCUUCCAGCAGGCGCCGUCCCCCAAGGUGGGGGGGAACAGCCCCUACACCGUUAUCAAAACCACCACUCCCCUCCACCUGGCCCAUGCCAUGGAGCAGGACUUCUUGAACAGAAAGCAGGUGGCAUUGCCUCUGCCGGAGACUGGACAUCCCCUGCCUGCCAUCUCCAUGCUACCACCUCAUGCGCUGGACCCGGAGGAGGAUUUUUGCCUCCAGAAACCAUUAAAUGCACUGAAAACCCCACAACCCACCCUGAGCCCCAAACCAAAAUUAUCAGCACAGGUUGUCAAGUCCCACUCAGAGAACAGUUUCCUAUCAGGGUCUCCUCCCCUGGCAAAGCUGCCCAAAUCAGUGACGUUUUAG
Phaethon lepturus (White-tailed tropicbird) is the source of this 2201-nucleotide messenger RNA. RefSeq names its product USP6 N-terminal-like protein. NCBI's taxonomy places the organism in Eukaryota, Metazoa, Chordata, Aves, Phaethontiformes, Phaethontidae. The coding region runs from base 78 to 2201 and encodes 707 amino acids. The transcript is spliced from 16 exons. The record is from RefSeq and is a predicted model, not a curated record.